Candidozyma haemuli is the source of this 1776-nucleotide messenger RNA. RefSeq names its product MFS transporter. The record is from RefSeq and is a predicted model, not a curated record. Lineage: Eukaryota; Fungi; Ascomycota; Pichiomycetes; Serinales; Metschnikowiaceae. Bases 1 to 1776 code for a protein of 591 amino acids. Gene Ontology annotation, biological process: transmembrane transport. Gene Ontology annotation, molecular function: transmembrane transporter activity. The transcript has a single exon.
AUGGCCCUAACCUUCCGUGAACAGCUAGCGGGGUUCCCCGUUCGCCAGAUGCUUGUGGUGUCGCUUAUUCGAUUUUCUGAGCCCUUGGCGUUCACUUCCUUAUUCCCCUAUCUCUACUUUAUGAUUCGAGAUUUCCAGAUUGCUCCUACCGAAAAGGAGAUUUCCAAGUACUCGGGCUACUUGGCGUCGAGUUUUGCAUUCUGCCAGUUUCUCUGUGCCGUGCAGUGGGGGAAGAUGUCAAAUAGGGUGGGAAGGAAACCUAUUUUGUUGUUUGGCUUAUUUGGUACAUCCAUGUCGUUAUUACUAUUUGGGUUUAGUACCAACUACUAUAUGGCGCUUGCGGCUCGAAGCUUGGCUGGGUGCUUGAACGGUAACAUUGCCGUGUUGAGAACGAUGAUAGGCGAGAUUUGCGUGGAAAGAAAGCACCAGGCUAUAGGCUUCAGUACGCUUCCUUUGUUGUUUAACUUUGGAUCGGUAAUUGGACCUUUGGUGGGUGGUUCGUAUCUCUUGACAAGACCUAGCCCACGGUCGCCUUAUGAAAAGAGUGUGGGUGAAUUGACUGUGCAAAGUGGGUUCGCCAAGUUCCGUGCUAAACAUCCGUACGCUUUGGCUAAUAUUGUUGUUUCGGGCUUUCUUUGGUUCAGUUUGAUUGUGGGGUUCUUGUUUCUUGAAGAAACUAACGAGGAUGUGUUUAAGAGGAGAGAUAUCGGCUUGGAGAUUGGCGAUUCGAUCUUGUACUACUUGUUUGGCCGUAAAAGACCUGUGAGGCCAUGGCACGGCGGCUACGAGGACCCAGAAACCGGCUCUGAGCAUUUCUCCCCUCAGAAUCUCCAGGAAGAAGGUAUUCAGCGUGAAAGAGGCGUGCAGCCAGAUACAGCUUCGAUAGAUCUGGGGGUGCUGCCAUUUUCGUCAGCCCAGCCAUCUGAAAACACGCCGUUGCUUCAAUCCGAAGACGAUUCGAGUCUUUCUGAUGAUAUCGAUAAUGCAGUGCAAGAAAUCGUCGAAGAAGGCGAACCCAUUGAGCCUUAUAUCUCCCGCAGAACGUCUCGGUCCAUGUCUAAUGCUGUCAUUCGUCGUUACUCGCUGGCGCUGGAGUAUAUUCCCAAACCUGAACCUCGAGCUCUUACUCCACAAGUCAUCACGGUUAUUCUUUCAAACUGCAUCAUUUCUUUGCAUAGCAUUGCCUACAACGAGUUCCUUCCGGUCUUCCUAGCUGGCCGUUUCCAAAGAGACAAACUCCAGUUUCCGUUCCGUAUAGAAGGCGGUUUUGGCCUCGACUCCAGCUACAUCGGUACGCUUUUCUCAUCCACUGGUAUCAUGGGUAUGCUCAUUGUCCUCAUUAUCUUCCCCUGGAUCGACCGUCGGCUAGGCACCAUGGAAGGGUUCCGCCUUUCCCUUCUUUUCUUCCCCAUCGUCUACGCAGCCGUUCCCAUGGCCAUAUUCACCCAGCACAGCUACAACCCAGCCUUCCCUGAAUGGUUAACCCCCAUCAUUCUCUACGGCCUUACAUCCCUCAAAACCCUAGCUUCAGCUACCGGCAUGCCCCAAGUGAUGCUUUUAAACCACAGAGCCGCCGCCAAGCAACACCGUGCUUACGUGAACUCACUAACUAUGAGUAUGUUAGCAUUGGCCAGAUGCAUUGGACCAAUCGUGUUUGGCUGGCUCAUGACUUUAGGUGAUAACUGGCAAAUCGGAUGGCUCAACUGGUGGCUCAUGGCGCUUUUGGCGCUUUUUGGACUUUUCCAGUCGCUUACAAUGCGUGACUACGAAGACUGA